This is a messenger RNA of Dioscorea cayenensis subsp. rotundata (Guinea yam), 1053 nucleotides long. RefSeq lists its product as uncharacterized. The transcript has 4 exons. NCBI's taxonomy places the organism in Eukaryota, Viridiplantae, Streptophyta, Magnoliopsida, Dioscoreales, Dioscoreaceae. Bases 403 to 780 code for a protein of 125 amino acids. The record is from RefSeq and is a predicted model, not a curated record.
CUCUACCUCCAAUCUCCAAACCCUCAUCUCUCUCUCUCUCUCUCAAUAAUUUUAUGGACGAAGACGAUGCCACCGUCGCCACCAGAUGCCGGUCUCCAAUCCUACCCCCGACGGUGCCGAACCCUAGCCCUCCCGAUCCAUCGCCAUCCUCAAGAGAGAGCUGCUGGAGCGAGAGGCGACCUCAGCUCUCAUAGAUGCCUGGGGAGACAGCUUCCUCGACCUCUCCCGCAAUAACCUCAAGAAAAAGCAUUGGCAAGACGUCACCGACGCCAUGAGCACCCGUGACAACUAUACCAAAACCCUGAGAAUCGACAUCCAGUGCAAAAACUGAAUCGAUACCCUAAAGAAGAAGUAAAAAAUUGACAAACCUAAGAUCUCGAACUCACCUGCGUACUGAUCUCCAUGACCCUUCUUCGAUUGCCUCGAUCUACUCUUUGCUCCUACCCACAAGCAGAUCUAGCCGAAGCCACUCCGGAAAAAGCCCUCUCCCCCACACACCACCGCCACUCCGCAGCUUCCACCACCUCCAUUUCUCAUCUGGAGAUCAUGAUGGGGAAGCUUCUCCUUGAGGAGAUCUCUCCUGUUGUCAUGGUUCUCUCGACACAACUUGCUGAGCAAUAUUGCACGAAGAGAAGGCUGAAUUUCGUUGAGAUGUUGUCUCCCUUCUCUGUUUUCAGUAAGAUUGAUGAGUCUCAGAAAAGCUCUGGCGCAGUCACCAACAGCGGUGGAAAAGCAACAUAUCAAAAGAAUUACGGAAAAGGAGAAGCUCGGAAAGAGUAAAAGUCCAAGUCUAGUGCUAUUGCAAAGCAAAUGUCGGAACGGAGAGCUGCAAGCACCAGAUUGGAGAGAAAAAGAUUGCAGAGACUAUUACUUUCAUUUAGAUAUCUUUUGUUUGAAUUUUAAUUCAAGAUUUGAGUAUGUUGUUUUUUGCUUUUUGUUUUUAGAUGUAGAGGAGGAGAAGAAUAAAACUAAUGAGAUUGUUUUUAUUUGUUUAUUUGUUUAUUUGUUGUCCCAUGAGAUUCUCUCUUUAUAAUUGUAAGUUUUUUUUUUUCU